UUCACGCUACACCGGUUUUGGGUAAACCGUGGCAUUUGAGAUAUUACGGGAAUACGUAGGGUACAGUGCAUCCGUUAAACAUGCGCGACUUUCACUACACACAGAACAUACACGAUGUGUUUCGCAUCGCGUAAUAUGUCCCUGGCCCUGUGCGCACGAGCCUGGACUCAUCGUGACUGAAACUGAUAGUUUGUUGGAGAGUCGGGUGUUUCACAACAAAAGAUAGAGCGUCGUAGGCGUUGAUCACCACACUCUCAGCAGGCCUCCAACACUCAAAGCGUGCCUGACAAAUUUUGAUUGUUGCGUCGUGGGUUGGACUGGUGAUGGAUUCCUCCAGGGAGUAUCGCCCGUUGCUCAACAAUUUGGACACCAGGCAUGCCCAGCCUGCUUACACUGGAAGUGAGAUCUUCCCACUGGAAAAUCCUACCGGUGGAGCCGGUCCUGGGCCUUCUGCCAAGUCGACGAGAGGCAAACCCUGGCCGUGGAUCGUCUGGUUUCUGUUGAAGAUCAUCGGACUGUACAACUACCGGCGCAUUGUGACGCGCCGGCCGUGCCAUCUCUGCCUCUUGGCCGCCGUGCAGAGGCGGCUCCAGCGGGCCAAUGGGGAGGAGGCUGAUACCGGCCGGUGCGGCCUCUAUCCCGGAGCGGAGAUGCCGAUGAACCAUGGUGAAGACGGCGAUGAUGAUGGAGAUGAUUACAAAGAGGAGCAACUGGUCUGUCUUGUGGACGGCAACAUGAACAUGGUAUUCGAUGAAGACGGUCCGCGGAGUCCUUCCGACGAGGUGUGUGCAGUCUGCCGGAGUGAAUGGUGGGAUGCGCGGGGUAGGUUCCGCCCGUACUCGGAAACCGAUAUCGGUGUCCGGAAGUGGAACCACUGCGGCAGUGCAGUACUCUCUCUCAUCUGGCCCUUGACGCUGAUUGGUCUCAUCAUGUACGACUUCUGCUACUAUCUCCAUGACUACUGGGGACAGGAGAAGCAACUCAUCCGCCUCAUUAGCUACUCCACCUUCCUCUCAUUCAACUUGUCCAGCCCGCUCAUGAGCCUCGUGGCCAACAUCCAGAACAUGAUGGUGGAUCAUCGGUGGUCGAGUAGGCGCCGCGGCUUCAGCUGGUACGAGUGCCUGGGCGUGCGGUACAUCGUGAAACGCCUGCAGCACUUGGGGCUGGGCGAGCAGGGUCUGGUGUACAAGCCGUACCUCACGGUGUGCAUCGUUUGGCCAGUCGUAAACGGGGUAUACCGCGCUCUCAUCUACUACAUCUUCGUUGAGAACAAAUCCAGGAAUACCCAUAUUCAAAUCUCCCUUGCCGCGGGCGCUGUGGGCAUGGUAGUCUGGGGAAGCUUCUGUUAUCUGAUGCUCCUGAUGCGUUUGUCCUUUCAGAAGCAGCAGCGCUUGGAGCUGUCCUUUCUCUGGCGUCACGCGGGGCAGCUUGACGUCUGCAGGGGCCGGCUGGCUCUGUAUGCCCAAGAUCUAGGUAGCAUGUGCAGGCUUGUCUCCGUUUGGGUCAUCAUGGUUGUAGCGGUCUCCACUUGGUCUUUCACCACCCAGAUCUCCUGGGACUACCUGGUCAUCAGCAACGACCUCAAGUUCCACAGUGCGACCCUGGAGGUCAAUAUCAACUUGAUGAUCUGGUCCGAGAACUUCAUGUUCCUGAUCCUGCCCCUGGUGGCGCUGGGCGGCUUCGACCUGAACAAAACUUGGGUUCAGUUCGUCAGAAACGUCAGCCAGAUAAGGUCGGAGGCCCAUGAGGUUUUUUGGGACAAGCUUCUGGCCUUCUGCGAGGAGCAGUCCCCAGUCUACAGGGUGGAGACCCUGACACUGAUGUUCUCUGCUUUGGGUCUGUUCCUUGGUCUGCAUUUCGGGGACCAGAAUGUUGAGUACUGGAUGAAACAAACACCUAAUGUCACCAUGGUGGAUCCCAUUCAGGCCGAUAUAAUGCCACCAAUCUAAUAAACUUAAACAAGGCAUUAAACGUAUGCACUUCCUUCUGGAGAAUCACGUCUCAUAAUUGUAGAAAAUGUUUAAAGUAGCUGCUGCUAUGCAAAAAGUUGUAAUAAUGCCUGCUAUGUAGAAUUAUCACAAGGUAAUUGAAUGAUGUUUAUGUUUUUCUUUCUCUAGAACUCUGUUUCAUAAGUUAAAACCAAAUGUCUAAAAGCAACUGUUUAUUAUUCGCAUGUCAAGGUGGGGACUCUGUAGGCCGGGUCAAAUGAAGGUGGUAGGGUGGUUACCCCCCCCCCCCCCGACUGACCAACUUUAAUUUGUUAAAGUCAUAAUAGAAAAUCAAUUAAGUUCACUGCAAAUCUUGAUUAAUUUCUCCGGGCCUUUCGUGUUGUUAUAAGUCGACUUACCGCCCCCCCCAGAAAUAAAAUCAUGAACUUCCCGUCCCAGCCACCCCCGAAUCCUGAAUUCGCCACUGAGGCCCUACACGCAAUGACAACCCAACGGUUAUAUAUCGGUUUCAGAACGAUUAAACGAGG
Molecule: messenger RNA, 2476 nt
Organism: Patiria miniata (bat star)
Lineage: Eukaryota; Metazoa; Echinodermata; Asteroidea; Valvatida; Asterinidae
Exons: 2
Coding region: 324-1949 (541 amino acids)
Source: RefSeq, a predicted model, not a curated record